AUGGUAAAGAAACAAGUAGAUUCCAGGAUCCCAGCACUUAUCUCCAACGGUGUACAGGAGAAACAACGUAGUUUCUUUUUCAUUGUUGGAGACAAGGCCAAAUAUCAAUUACCCAACUUACACUUGUUGAUGAUGAAGGCCGAUUUAAAAAUGAAUAAGUCUAUUUUGUGGGCUUAUAAGAAGGACUUGUUGGGGUUCACAUCUCACAGAAAGAAUAGAGAAAUGAAAAUCAAAAAGGACGUUAAAAGAGGAAUCAGAGAAGCCAAUGAUCAAGAUCCCUUUGAAGCAUUUAUAUCUCAAAAGAUUGAUUACGUUUACUAUAAACAUACAGAGAGAGUCUUGGGUAGAACAUAUGGGAUGUGUAUAUUACAAGACUUUGAAGCCAUUACUCCUAACUUAUUGGCUAGAACUAUUGAAACUGUUCAAGGUGGGGGGAUUGUGGUUUUACUCUUGAAAUCUAUGACUUCCUUGAAACAAUUAUACACCAUGACUAUGGAUAUCCAUUCUCGAUACAGAACAGAGGCUCAUACUGAUGUAGUGGCCAGAUUCAAUGAAAGAUUCUUGUUGUCCUUGGGAUCUUGUGAAACCUGUUUGGUUGUAGAUGAUGAGUUGAAUGUAUUACCUAUUUCCGGUGGUAAACAUGUUAAGGCAUUACCUAGAAAUAGAGAUGAAGAUUUGACUCCUAAGGAAAUAGAAUUGAGAGAAUUGAAGGAAAGUCUUGUUGACGUUCAACCUGCUGGUGAUUUGGUUGCCCUUGCAAAGACCAUAAAUCAAGCACAAGCUAUAUUAACAUUUAUUGAUGUUAUCUCCGAAAAAUCCUUAAAGAGUACGGUUACUUUGACGGCUGGUAGAGGUAGAGGUAAAUCCGCAGCUUUGGGUAUUGCUAUUGCUGCCGCCAUUUCUCUGGGAUAUUCCAACAUCUUUGUUACAUCACCAUCUCCAGAAAACUUGAAGACCUUGUUUGAGUUCAUCUUCAAAGGGUUCGAUGCUCUUGGGUAUUCAAAUAAUCUGGAUUACGAUAUUAUUCAAUCCACAAACCCUGAUUUCAACAAGGCCAUUGUUAGAGUUGAUGUUAGAAGAGACCAUCGUCAAACAAUUCAAUAUAUUUCUCCCAAUGAUCACCAUGUUUUGGGUCAAGCAGAAUUAGUUAUCAUUGAUGAAGCUGCUGCCAUCCCCUUGCCCGUGGUCAAGAAGUUGAUGGGCCCAUAUUUGGUGUUCAUGGCCUCCACCAUUAAUGGGUAUGAAGGUACUGGUAGAUCAUUGUCUUUGAAGCUUAUUCAACAAUUGAGAGAUCAAUCCAGAGAUAAUAGUAUUAACUCCAACACUAAAGUUGUUUCCAGAGACUCUUCAAAUGAUAAUGGAGAUCAUAUGGGAGGAAGAACUCUUAGGGAAGUUGUUUUGGACGAGCCAAUUAGAUAUGCUCCUGGUGAUCCAGUUGAAAAGUGGUUGAACAAAUUAUUGUGCUUGGAUGCUAAAUUAACUAAGAACGCUAAGUUUGCUACCAAGGGUACCCCACAUCCUUCCCAGUGUAAUUUAUUCUACGUUAACAGAGAUACUUUAUUCUCGUAUCAUCCAGUUUCUGAAGCAUUCUUGCAAAAGAUGAUGGCCUUAUAUGUUGCUUCUCAUUACAAGAAUUCUCCGAACGAUUUACAACUUAUGAGUGAUGCUCCAGCUCAUCAGUUAUUUGUGUUAUUACCACCCAUUGAGCCUGGUGAUAAUAGAAUUCCGGACCCCUUAUGUGUUGUUCAAGUUGCAUUGGAAGGUGAAAUCUCCAAGGAAAGCGUACGGAACUCGCUCAGUAGAGGUCAAAGAGCUGGUGGUGAUUUGAUUCCAUGGCUAGUGUCUCAACAAUUCCAAGAUGAAGACUUUGCUUCCUUAUCUGGUGCCAGAGUCGUGAGAAUCGCCACAAACCCUGAAUACUCGGGUAUGGGGUACGGGUCCAGAGCGUUGGAACUUUUGCAAGAUUAUUACGAGGGUAAGUUCACCGAUAUUAGUGAGUCUACUUCGGUGGAGGACCAUACACUUGCUAGAGUCUCAGAUAAGGAAUUAAGUAGGGCAUCUUUGAAGGACGAAGUCAAGUUGAGAGAUGCAAAGAGUUUACCUCCAUUGUUAUUAAAGUUGAACGAGAAGGCUCCAUACUUUUUGCAUUACUUGGGUGUCUCCUAUGGGUUAACACCUCAAUUGCUUAAAUUCUGGAAGAGAGCUGGUUAUGUUCCUGUUUACUUAAGACAAACCCCUAAUGAUUUAACUGGUGAGCAUACCGCAGUUAUGUUGAACGUCUUACCUAAUGCUGUUGGCACUUGGUUGCAAGAGUUCUCCAAAGAUUUCCACAAAAGGUUCUUAUCAUUGAUGUCAUAUGAAUUCCGGAAGUUCCCUGCUGUGCAAGCUUUGAAUAUCAUCGGAGCUGCUGAAUCUGGUGAAGGUGCCAAUAAUAGCAAUUUCAAGACUAAACAAUUGACUAAAGCUGGCUUAGAUGAAAUCUUAACACCCUUUGACUUGAAGAGGUUGGACAAAUAUGCCAAAAACUUAUUGGAUUACCACGUUAUAUUGGAUAUGAUUCCGUUAAUUGCAACGUUAUACUUCACUAAGGCUACCCGGGAAGAAGUUACUUUAUCUUCAGUGCAAUCAGCCAUUUUAUUGGCCAUAGGUUUGCAACAUAAGGACAUGGAUCAAAUUGCAAAGGAACUUAAUUUACAAUCAAACCAAGCCAUGGCCAUGUUCCAUAAAAUUGUUAUAAAGUUCUCCAAUUACUUCAAUCAAGUGUUGAGUAAGUCCAUUGAGGAUUCACUACCAGCCAUUCAGGAUGAUAAUCUUAAGGAAAUGAAUGGUGAAUACGAACAUGUUGAUUAUGAACAUGUUGCUGGAGAAUUAGAACAAGAUUUGGAACAGGCAGGUAACGAAGCAUUGAGCGAAAUGAAGGUUAAGCAAAGAGAGUUGAUCAACGCUCUUGACUUGGAUAAAUAUGCCAUAGCCGAUAACGAAGAUUGGGAACAGGCAGAAAAGUCUGUAGCCAAAGCAGCAAAGUCUAAAGGAGUUGUUAGUAUCAAGAACAAGGGACAAAAGAGGAAGCAAGGAGAUUCAGCAACCACUAUAUUCGAACAAGAAAUGAAGAGUGUUUCCAAGAAAUCCAAAAAGUCAAAGAAAUAA
Molecule: messenger RNA, 3147 nt
Organism: Lizanozyma spartinae
Lineage: Eukaryota; Fungi; Ascomycota; Pichiomycetes; Serinales; Debaryomycetaceae
Gene: KRE33
Product: ribosome biosynthesis protein
Exons: 1
Coding region: 1-3147 (1048 amino acids)
Biological process (GO): rRNA acetylation involved in maturation of SSU-rRNA
Cellular component (GO): nucleolus; 90S preribosome
Molecular function (GO): ATP binding; tRNA binding; 18S rRNA cytidine N-acetyltransferase activity
Source: RefSeq, a predicted model, not a curated record